AUGUUUCCCCUUGUUGUUAUUUUGUUCGUUCUUUUCGAAGGGAUAAAUGGAGGUGGAAAAGCUCCAAUGCUCAUUAGUAUACCUAGAGAGUUUUUCCCAAAAGAAACUGUAACAGAGGUGGAACCAACUUGGGAAGAACCUACGACUGAAGAUAUUGAAGAAUCAUCGUCAAUAUAUCAAAUUCUACUAAAUUUACUUCACAAAUUAUGGGCAAUGUUGAAAUAUUUACUGAACUUUCUGUAAAGAAGAUGAAACCAUGGAAUUAUUUACUUCGAGACUCCUUAUUAUUAACGUAGUAUCUUUAUACUAAUGUAGAGAUUGUUAAACAAACACUACUUUAUUCUGAUUCAAAUUGAUUUUAACUUGAUAAACUUGUCUUCAUUGUAAUUAAUUGAAUAGAUUUCUCAAUACUUAUUAUCAUAUUUCAUUGUAAACAUGACAAUGUUUACUGAUUGGG
Molecule: messenger RNA, 457 nt
Organism: Schistosoma curassoni
Lineage: Eukaryota; Metazoa; Platyhelminthes; Trematoda; Strigeidida; Schistosomatidae
Source: the annotation of a GenBank genome assembly